Molecule: messenger RNA, 2426 nt
Organism: Daphnia pulicaria
Lineage: Eukaryota; Metazoa; Arthropoda; Branchiopoda; Diplostraca; Daphniidae
Gene: heca
Product: headcase protein homolog
Exons: 7
Coding region: 218-1579 (453 amino acids)
Source: RefSeq, a predicted model, not a curated record
AUGUUCUUCAGUCUCUGUCGGUCGGCUGUCGAGUCAACAACAAGCCACACGCCACAGACACUGGAAACAAUUUAAUUCCCCCACCCCGCCACCUUUUCCUUUUGAAAAUUUUGUUUUUGUUGGUGAUCAUGCGCAGAUCACUGACAAUCAUCGUGUUGUUAAUGUUGAAUUAGUUACAAUUGUUGAAUAUCUCUUGAAAAAGUAUCUCGAAGAAAAAAUGCCCAACAACAUUCAAAAUGGAGAAUGUUGCACACCGGCCGGCUGCAUGACGAUCGUCGACGGAAUAACAUCAACUGAAGGCAGCAGUCAUGAAGAUGGUGGUGAAAUUGUUAAGGUGUUGUGUAACAACGAGCAUUGCCCGACCAGCGGCCUGAUGCAUCGCCAGUGCUUCGAUCAGUGGGAGGCCUCGGUCCUGCACUAUUUGCGUAGUUGCGGCCGCGCCCGUAGUUGGUCCGAGCGUCAACGAAGUCAAAAUCUGUGGACCAAAAAAGGAUACGAUUUGGCCUUCAAGGCCUGCGGGUGUCUGUGCGGACGUGGCCAUUUGCGCAAAGAUUGCGAAUGGCAGCCCAAGAAACCGUUGGAAGUAGCAGCAGCUGUUGUUGUUGGCGAAAAUGAGCAAAAGAAACAACAUCAACGGCGUAAAUCGGCAACAACAAUAGUUAAGGUCGGCCCACAGCAACAAGCCGUUAACGUUAAACCCAGUAGUAGUAGUGCAGCCCAAAUGAUGAUGAACAAUCAAAUUCGUCACCGGGCCAAUAGUCUGUCGUCUACCGGAUCGACUACUUCAUCUUCCGGCUCCAGUUCACCACCUGAAGCCGUCAACUCUUCAUCAUCUUCUUCAGCCGGAGCCUCUUCCGCUCCCGUCUUUGUUCUCAGCAAUAACAAGAAUAAACGAACUUCCAACGAUCGGGAAAGGCGAGGAUCGGGAAACAGUGGCCUGUUUGUCCAUCGGGCCAACUUUAGUUCAUUCAAUGCGUUACCACGCCACAAGCUCAACUCUUAUCACAUUAAAAUGGAAGACGAGGGCAGCUACGGGAAUGAUGACAUUCGUUGUUUCAUUUUGUCUAAUUUGGCCACGGCGAAAAUGUCCAAGACGUUUUGCGUCGUCUGCCAGAACGCCAUGCAAAUCUACGACAGGUAUCCGCUCAUUGACGGCACCUUCUUCCUGGCUCCAAAGCAGUACUCCAAGGCCUGCAUUCCCGUGACUUCGGAAGGACGUCAACAAUAUUUGAGCGCCGUGUGCAUGUCGUGUCUGGAGGGUUGGACGUGCACGUUGAGAUGCCGGUCGUGCCGGACGCCGUGGAACGGCGGCUCGUUUAUUCUCGGCACACUGUACUCUUACGACGUAUUUGCUGGCACUCCGUGUUGUCCAGAACGCCUCAGGUGUAAUCAGUGCAACGGAUUAGUGGUGCAGCCGGAGCAAAGGUUUCAAAACUUUUCGCAGUACAGUCGCGAUUUGUCGUGUCCCCACUGCGCCAGUCACGAUCACCAUUUUGUCAAGCCACUGCCUAGCGUGUUCCAGCUCUUCCGAUCAUCCGGUCGGGAUCAACACGCAAUCGCCACACCUCCGACUAUUUAAAAAAACUUAAAAAAUUAAAAUAAUAAUAACAAAAAAAAAGAAUAGGCCACACAUCGAGAGAUGAGAGUUAGGAUACAAUUAGGUUGAUAAUUUUACACCUAACCCCCCCCCAAUCCAAAAGUGAAUUUAAAAAAUGAAAAAAAAAAUCAAGUAAUGGAUAAUGGAUAAUAAUUUAGCUACAUAUUUUCGAUAUAACUGCCGGCUUAUUUGGUAUGUGUGGAAACACUCGGUGCGGCAUUUGAGAAAGAAAUAUCUAGGCGACCAAUCACAUAUUUGCUAAUAACUUUACACAAAAACUACAAAAAAAUGAUAGAGCUUCUUCUUCUGACGAACCCCAUAAUUUUCUUAUUAUAAAUAGCGAUCAAGUGUUUGUCCUUGGUGAAGCAAGAGGAUGUGUAUUUUCAAGUUCGUUUGAAUGUCACGAGAGAGAGAGAGAAAAGAACUAGUGAGAAAUUUUUGCUGGCAGCCCAGCCAGCAGAAUGUUGUGUGUUGUGAACAAGGACCAUCCGCCGUUUUCUCCGGUAAAUAAACUGGAAAGGGCGGGGUCUCUAGUUGAGUUGGCGCUACGGACCAAGUACAAACCUGUUUUUCUUUUUCGUCUUUUUUAGUUUUCACGUGAAUUCUGACAGCCAAAGCAGCUGAAUGAAAUUCCUCUCCCUUUUUUUUUCUAGCUAAAAUAAUAAUGAUAUAUUGAAUAAAAAAGUCCUUAGAGAGAAAAAUAAGAUGGGAUAAAACAAACAUUUAGACAACUCAAGUAUAAAAAGCUAGAUCAACAGGCUUUUUUGAAAUAUUAUUAAUUGUCGUCAAUGUUUAUUAAUAACCACAGAAAAUAAAUUUCUCGUAUGUG